Lobosporangium transversale is the source of this 853-nucleotide messenger RNA. RefSeq lists its product as hypothetical. Bases 66 to 773 code for a protein of 235 amino acids. NCBI's taxonomy places the organism in Eukaryota, Fungi, Mortierellomycota, Mortierellomycetes, Mortierellales, Mortierellaceae. The transcript has 6 exons. The record is from RefSeq and is a predicted model, not a curated record.
GGCAUGUUUUUAUUCUUGCGACUUUUUUUUUUUCUUCACUAUCAUUGUUGUCGCUAGGAUCCACUAUGACAUUCUCAGCAAAUAUACUACCAGUUUUUGAGCAGCUUGGGUUGUUGAAUGAGAUUCAAAAGAUUUCAUAUCCAUGUUAUGCGCUUGACUUCUACUCAGCAAACCGAGAGUCCUUUGGCUCCCUUAAACUAGAUGGUCGGAAGAGCAUGAUCAAGGAAUUUGAGAAUGUUUCCUGUCCAUGGGGAGGAACCAUGGGUGAGAUCAUUCAUGCAACGCCCAGGAACUUGAUCUUGAAGGUCUUUCUGGAGGAAAAAGUUUUCCAAACUUGGUUCCAUGGUCGAACUGUUCACCUUGUCGAUGCGUGCCAUAAGAUGCUUCCAGGAGCUGGUUUAGGUGCAGUGAAUGCGAUGCAUGAUACGGUUGUGCUUGCUAACUGUAUCUACAACAUGGAAGAUAGCAGCCUCAAAAGCAUUACAGCUGCCUUCCAGGACUACUAUCGCCAACGUCACUUCCGCGCACUGAACGCAUUUCAGAGAAGCUCCACAUGGUCUCAAGCUUCCUACGGUCAGACAUGGAAGGAAGGGUUAUUGCGUCAGGUGAUGAUGAACUACAUCCCACCUUGGGUGCAUGGUUGGACAGACGCAAAAGAGUGCAUAUCGUCCCCAAAUCGCAUGGCUUCCACUCAUCCCAACACGCGGCUCUGCACCCAACUUCCCCAGGAAUGCAAGCGAAAAGAUGAUAAUGAAGCCAUCGUAGCCGCAUAGGUAGCAGGAAAGAAAAUAAUAAAGCAAGCCGAGGGAAAAGAAAUCAUCAAUGACUGUCAAUGAUGAUAUUUCUAAUAAAG